AGAGAGACAGACAGAGAGGAGAGACGCGUCCUGAGAGAGACGGAUUCUGAGAGGAGGGACGGGUCCUGAGAGAGACAGAGGAGAGACGGGUCCUGAGAGACACAGAUUUCCUUUGCCAUCAUGGCAGAGAGCGCCGACAUGGAGCAGCUCCUGACGUCUUUCAAGAAGUUUGCCAUCCACGGAGACACGAAAGCCACGGGGAAGGAGCUGAACGGGAAGAACUGGGCCAAACUCUGCAAAGACUGCAGAAUAAUCGACGGCAAGAACGUCACUGCCACUGACGUGGACAUUGUCUUCUCCAAAGUCAAACAGAAGACGUCUCGUGUCGUCACCUACGAGGAGUUCCAGAGAGCUUUGGAGGAUUUGGCCCCGAAGAGGUUCAAAGGUCAAAGUAAGGAGGAGGCGCUGGAGUCCAUCUACAAGCUUGUGGAAGGCAGAGAGCCCACCAACGUGGGAGUAACGAAAAUGGCGAAGGCGAAGGCGGUAGACCGGCUGACUGACGCCUCCCGCUAUACCGGAUCACACAAGGAGCGCUUCGAUGAGAGCGGCAAGGGCAAAGGUCGCGAGGGCCGCGAGGAGAUUGUGGAGAAGACGGGCUACGUGGGAGCUUACAAGAACGCCGGGACGUACGGCGACAAGAUGAAGACCGAGAAAUAACGGGAAGUAGGGCUCCUCCACAGCACUUAGUCUGGACCGGACAUUGACACCUCUGUGCAUGUGUGUGUGUGCAUGUGUGUGUGUGUGUGCAUGUAUGUGUGUGUGUGUGUGUGCAUGUGUGUGUGUGUGUGUGUGUGUGUGUGUGUUGGAACUUGACACAUCAGAACUGCAGACCCGAUAAACCCGCUGGAUCAACAAUCCAGAGUAUUGGACCAGGGCGGUUCUUCAUGAGUCAGUUAGCUCCGUUCAGACCAGAUUCAGCUUGUUUCAGUGUGAAAACAAGAACCUGCUGCGGCUAACGUGCUAACGUGCUAACGGCAACAUAAAUGCCUACAUAUGAGAUAAUAGAAAGGAUCCAUCGGUGUUUUAGAAAAUAGUAAAUUGGCUGCCCAGCAGGUCAAACUUUAUUUCUACGUCACAGGACAUCUGACUGUCCGUCCUCUUCGGCGCCCCCUCUGGUGACCUUUGGCGUUGUACUGCUAAAUGUCUGUCAGUUCCAGAUCAUAUGAUUCCGUUAAUGUCGCUGCGGUCACAGUAAAUCCCAGAUGUCAAUCAGCUUCAAUUUGAAUGCAAUGUUUUUCUUCCCCUUAUUGUCUUACAUUGCCAUGGCAACGAGACAACGUUGUGGGAUUUCCUUUAUUUCUCAGACCUGCAUGUUGUUGCUUUUUUUAAAACAUUCUACAUCAUCUUGUUCUUGUUCUGCAAUCUGAGUUGUUUUUAAAGUUGAUAUCUGGAUUUGAUGGGGGAGCAGAAACUGGACUUUAGUUACUUUGUUAAAUAAUAAUAAACAAUAAAGGCUAAAUGCAUUUUCUCUCUUGAA
Gasterosteus aculeatus aculeatus (three-spined stickleback) is the source of this 1477-nucleotide messenger RNA. RefSeq names its product tubulin polymerization-promoting protein family member 3 (gene tppp3). Gene Ontology annotation, cellular component: microtubule. The record is from RefSeq and is a predicted model, not a curated record. Gene Ontology annotation, molecular function: tubulin binding. Gene Ontology annotation, biological process: positive regulation of protein polymerization; microtubule bundle formation; microtubule polymerization. Lineage: Eukaryota; Metazoa; Chordata; Actinopteri; Perciformes; Gasterosteidae.